AUGAUGCUUUCAUCACAGCCUCUGGCUGAUGCCACCCCACCUGGCAGUGUGUUCGCUUCCGUCUUUUCCUCGUCCAACAUCAAACCUCCUCGAGAACGACAACGCUUUACCCCGGCAGCCGCACAGUCAUUACCUGUUAUCGAGACCAGUCUGAAAGAUCAUCUCCGAGCACUCCUUGGAAUUGGUGAUGAAGAGUGCGUCUAUGGUCAACCGGGCCCAGCUCCUGGCCACGGGGCUCCCUUCUCCAGCCAUUUUCCAUCUUGCCCUCCAUGGCAGCAAAUCAGGCAACCCUCAGUAAUGGACCAUGCAGCUCAAUCAGCAAAGGAUUCCAAAUCAUCAUUAUGGUCCAAACUAUCCCCAUGGGCCAAGGGAGUCGGACCUCACACUCUCAAAAAACUUCUCGCCCAGGUUCUUGACGAACUUAUGACCGAGUUUAUCACCUGGUCUUAUUCUGGGGUUUAUCGAGAUGGUCUCUACCAUCACCUUGAAUUUUGGGUCCAACACUUCUUUUCCCGUAUCGCCCAUACAGUGCUUCUCAGUCUGGACACUAACCAGAAAACACGAGAACACCUAUUCCAGGACACGGAGUUAAGAAAAUAUCAGACUUCUGCUGUGGCUCGUCUGGGUGCUCUCCGCGUCGAGGAACUUUUCGAUGUCAUUGUCGACUGGGAUGCCACUGCCCCAGCAAUCGACGACCUGAGACACUUUACAACAAACCCAACAACACGAAGUUACCUCACAUACAAUUUUGCCAAUGCCCUCCAAACCCGCCUUCUUCACCCUGGUGCCUCAACAAUCGAAAUCCUCCAGGUUUACAUCUCAAUUAUCCGCUCCUUUCGCAUCCUCGACCCAAAGGGUGUUCUUCUCGACCGAGUCGCCCGGAAGAUACGCCGGUAUCUACGAGAACGUGAUGACACAGUCAAAGUCAUCGUCGCCGGUCUAUUAGCAGACCCUCCUUCUACCAACCCAAACCCCGAACCCAACAUACUUGAAAAUUCCGAAACCCUAUCGGAGCUCGCCGUCGAAUUGACACGUACAGCAACAGCGUCCCAGGAUUCCAUCCAAGACUCAGAAUUCGACUGGAACAACAUGUCCUGGGUACCCGACCCCGUUGACGCGGCGCCAGACUACAUGAAAUCCAAAAAUACCGAUGUCAUCGGUAGCUUGAUUACGUUAUUCGACACCAAAGAUGUCUUCGUCAAGGAAUUGCAAGCAAUGCUCGCUGAAAGACUAUUGAAACACAAACCAGACUUUACCCAAGAAAUCAGUGUCCUAGAACACCUCAAGAUUCGAUUCGGGGAUAGCACCUUACAAGGCUGCGAAGUCAUGUUGAGGGACGUUUUAGACUCUCGAAAAGUCGACGGCAUAGUCAGAAAAGAACGAGGAAUGCAACAAGCCAAACCACAACAACAAUCCACCACCUCAACACUUGACCCUACUACUACAGCAAACCAACCGCCAUCCUCCCCCUCACCAACCGACAUCGGCUUACACGUGAAGAUCCUCUCCCGACUAUUCUGGCCAUCUAUGGCUGACCACGCAUUCAAAGUCCCACAAAUCGUCGCCGAACAACAACAAAGCUACGAACUCGGCUUUGAAGCACUUAAACAAUCACGAAAACUAACCUGGAUCAAUGCCAUUGGCCAAGUCGAAGUCGAACUUGAAUUACAUGAUCGAACCUAUCGCGAUCAAGUUCUCCCAUGGCAAGCCGCCGUCAUCUACGCAUUCGACGAUUUUGACGAUCAGAACAAAGAAAACGACGACAACGAAGACGAAGACGCUGAUAAUGUCGAUUCCAUCCCCCCUCCCACCACAAGAACCAUAUCCCAAUUAUCCUCCGAUCUCGAAAUGUCCGCCACCCUCGUCCGGUCGGCAUGUAUAUUCUGGGUCUCGAAACAAAUCCUCGCUGAAACCGGACGCGAUACAUUUACUGUUCUGGAACGACUCGAUCAACUCCUCAACCCCAAUGACCCCAAUCAUCCUCACCCAAAACUCCAAUCUAACGAUACUACCACCUCCGGCCAUGACCCCUCUUCCGCAUCCACCGCCGCCGCUGCGGCUGCAGCAGCUACAAUCGCGGCAGCUCAAGCGGCGAAAGAAUCGGAAGAAGCCGAACGGAAACAGAAAAUGGCUAUUUAUCAUCAAUUCAUUGUGAGUAUGUUGACGAAUCAAGGUGCGAUGCCGUUACCAAGGAUUGCAAUGAUGUUGGGAAUUGUGGUGCCAGGUGGGUUUCCGUUUAGUAAUGAAGAGUUGAAGGAGUUUUUGGCGGGGAUGGUCAAGGAUAGUGUGUUGGAGGUUGGGAAUGGUGGGGUUUAUAAGGCGGUGAUGUAG
This is a messenger RNA of Exophiala mesophila, 2331 nucleotides long. RefSeq lists its product as uncharacterized. The transcript has a single exon. Gene Ontology annotation, biological process: ubiquitin-dependent protein catabolic process. Gene Ontology annotation, cellular component: anaphase-promoting complex. Bases 1 to 2331 code for a protein of 776 amino acids. The record is from RefSeq and is a predicted model, not a curated record. NCBI's taxonomy places the organism in Eukaryota, Fungi, Ascomycota, Eurotiomycetes, Chaetothyriales, Herpotrichiellaceae. Gene Ontology annotation, molecular function: ubiquitin protein ligase binding.